Molecule: messenger RNA, 1213 nt
Organism: Moneuplotes crassus
Lineage: Eukaryota; Ciliophora; Spirotrichea; Euplotida; Euplotidae
Source: the annotation of a GenBank genome assembly
AUGCUUCUGCAGGACGAAGAUCUAUGAGAAAGGAAGGCGAUCAAGACUAUGACAAUUGUACUUGCGAUCUUAAUUGCUAUAACUGUACUCUGAGGGGUAUUGCUGAUAAUAUCAACAUUCAAGUUUAUCAGAAAGUUUAGGUUAAGGAAAUAAGCUAUUUAGCUUAUUUUUAAUAACUCUGAACCUUGCUUUAGUGUUCAGGAUAAUCUACAUUUCAAGAAAGCUUUAUGUGAACAGACCAUACCAUUGCCUUGAAGAUAGCAGCUGAUUCAGAGUCUUUGCCACCUUUAGUCCUCUUUGGAUGCUGGGCUCUGCAGGAGUUUUGAACAGCCUAAAUUGGGCACUAUUCUGAUUCUCAGUAAAGUAUUUUGAUAGAAAAAAUACAAGAUUUUAUAAAAGGGUGAAAGUAAUUAUUUGAAGUAUUUUCUUUAUAGUUCUGGGAAUCAUGGCUAUUUCGUAUCUAACGGCUAUUGGUAUUGGCUGAGCACAUCCUAAUCCUGUUGAUCCGAGCCUCCUUCUGUUCAUCGACUGGUUUGGAAUCUCCAUCCACUUUGUUGUUUGCAUCUCUUUUGUUAUAACUGGACUUAUCUUAAAAUAAGGUUAUUAAAGAUUGGAAUGAAGAAGUCGGAAGAAAGUCAAAGAAUAGGAUUAUAAUAUCAAUACUGGUCCUUUCAAUCCCCUUCCUUGUUCGCGUAAUUUAUCUUAUCGUUAAACGGACUUCCAAUAUGGAUAGAUUUAUGAAUCUUUCAGUAAUGGACGAUACUUUUGCAGCACCUUUGGUAAUGCUAUUCUACAUUAUUAUUGCAGACCUAGUUCCCAUUGGGUCUCAAUUAAUGUCAACUGUAGUUGUGGUAGAUUCAAAGGACCUUCAUCUUCAUAAAAUUUAUGAAAAAUAUGUUGAAGAGUCAACAACUAUUGAGAAAAAUAUAUCUGUGAUGACCAUUGCUUCUUCAUCCCAGUGAGGAAGCAUAAGAGGUUCUUCUGAAAAUUUCGAUGUAAAGUCCUUAGUCUUUAUUAACAAUUCUAAAGAGGCAGGCAUCAGCUUCCUUGGGACUAAAGAUGACGAAGAAUCUGUAAGCAGUUUGUACCGGAAAGGAAGUGAUGAGUGUUAAAAUUUCAACAGAAGUAGAUGAGGGAGAUAAUCUUCUUCAUACAAAAAUACCUUUAUAAUCUGGAUGAUUUCUAUAACUAUGAGAGUUCAAUUUCAAUCAGG